Molecule: messenger RNA, 325 nt
Organism: Saccostrea cuccullata (small rock oyster)
Lineage: Eukaryota; Metazoa; Mollusca; Bivalvia; Ostreida; Ostreidae
Product: cell adhesion molecule 4-like
Exons: 2
Source: RefSeq, a predicted model, not a curated record
UACCUACACGUGUACAGCACAAAACAGUUACAGCAUUGGAGGCACAGGGUCAAACAGUCAGUCUAUGACCAUCAAUGUGUUCUAUCCCCCGUCUGUGUCCAGUUUGACAGAUAAAGACAUUAUAGAAGGAGAUGACCUAUCUGUCACGUGUUCUGUCACCAAUGGAAAUCCUUCCCAAACCAAUGUCUACUGGACUAAGACAGGUGACUCUGGAUUUAGACAGAAUGGUGCUGUACUGCGGAUACAGAGAAUACAGAGAAACAUGGCUGGUACCUACACAUGUACAGCACAAAACAGUUACAGCAUUGGAGGCGCGGAUCAAACA